Messenger RNA from Gambusia affinis (western mosquitofish), 1501 nucleotides. It is a transcript of the gene ppid, whose product is annotated as peptidylprolyl isomerase D. Gene Ontology annotation, molecular function: protein binding; peptidyl-prolyl cis-trans isomerase activity. The coding region runs from base 92 to 1207 and encodes 371 amino acids. The transcript has 10 exons. The record is from RefSeq and is a predicted model, not a curated record. Gene Ontology annotation, biological process: protein peptidyl-prolyl isomerization; protein folding. Lineage: Eukaryota; Metazoa; Chordata; Actinopteri; Cyprinodontiformes; Poeciliidae.
AGUUGCGUAUGCCUUUCAUUCAUAACGUCAACGGCUCCAGUGCGCCGGUGUCGAGGUUUACAAGGUUUAGGUUCAACGAUUGCUCCUUAAAAUGUCUCACGCAGUACCGUCGGAAAAGCCAUCCAACCCCGAGAAUCCUCGCGUUUUUUUCGACGUUGACAUCGACGGGGAAAAAGCCGGCCGCAUUGUUUUGGAGCUGUUUGCCGAUGUCACCCCUAAGACUGCUGAAAACUUCCGGGCACUCUGCACCGGAGAGAAAGGCGUCGGAAAAUCGACAGGGAAACCGCUGCACUUCAAAGGAUGUCCGUUCCACAGAAUCAUCAAGAAGUUUAUGAUCCAGGGAGGUGACUUCUCUAACCACAAUGGCACGGGGGGCGAGAGCAUCUAUGGGGAGAAGUUUGAGGAUGAAAACUUCCACUACAAGCAUGACAAAGUGGGCCUGCUAAGCAUGGCCAAUGCUGGGGUCAACACCAACGGCUCACAGUUCUUCAUCACGACGGUGCCCACACCCCACCUGGAUGGAAAGCAUGUGGUCUUUGGACAGGUGUUAAAAGGAAUAGGAGUUGUAAAAAUGCUGGAGUCAGUGGAGACCACAGAGGACACUCCUAUAAAGCCUUGCAUCAUAGCGGACUGUGGUGAACAUAAGGACGGGGACAGCUGGGGCGCCGCUCUAGAUGACGGAACUGGAGACGCUCACCCAGACUUCCCCGAGGACUCCGACAUCGACUUUAAAGAUCUUGACAAAGUUGUGUCGACUGCUGAAGACGUGAAGAACAUCGGGAACGUGAUGUUUAAGAACCAGGACUGGAGAACCGCAGUGAGAAAAUAUAAGAAAGCCCUGAGGUACCUGGACAUGAGUGGCAACCUGGUGGAGAAUGAAGAGGAACACAGGAAGCUGGAGCCCACAGCAGUCAGCUGCUUCCUCAACAUGGCCGCCUGUAAACUGAAGCUGCAGCUCUGGCAGGAGGCUCUGGAGAGCUGCAAUGAGGCUCUUGAACUAAACCAAGAAAACACAAAGGCACUUUUCCGGAGGGCCCAGGCCUGGCAGGGGUUGAAGGAAUACAACAAAGCCUUGGUUGAUCUAAAGAAAGCUCAGGGAAUCGCUCCGGAAGAUAAAGCCAUCAUCAAUGAGAUGAAGAAAGUCCAACUUAAAAUCCAAGAGGAGAAGGAGAAGGAAAAGAAAAUCUAUGCCAAGAUGUUUGCCUGAAGACAAACUGCUGCAACAAGUUGUCGUUUGUUAAUUUUUGCAGUCAUCUCAGUAAAAACUGAAGUUAUUCAGAGACUGUAACAGUAUUCUCAUUCUACUGUAACACUUCACUGUGAUUACCUCAAGAUUUGGUCUGAAGCAUGUUCAGGUUACAGCUGACUAACACAGGCUUGUCGUGUCUUAUUCUACAUAAAGUUGUGUAUCUUGUAUCAUUUCAUUGUUGAGAUUUUGAUACAAUACACCAGUUUGUUAUAUUUAUGUUUUUACUGGUCAAUAAAACAAGGGAUAACUCAA